GAUGAGCUCGGGCCCAAACACUGGAGCGACAAACGCUACGAAAACCUGAUGAGGCUGAAGCAGGAGGCUCUCAUCUACGCCCGGGAGCAGCGGGCAGACUACGUCCUGUUUGUGGACACCGACAGCAUCCUGACCAACAACCAGACCCUCAAGUUCCUCAUGGCACAGAACAAGUCAGUGGUGGCCCCCAUGCUGGACUCACAGACCUUCUACUCCAACUUCUGGUGCGGCAUCACGCCCCAGGGCUACUACCGCCGGACAGCCGACUACUUCCCCACCAAGAACCGGCAGCAGGUGGGCUGCUUCUCUGUCCCCAUGGUCUACGCCACCUUCCUGAUCGACCUGCGGAAGGAAGAGACAUCACAGUUGGCUUUCUACCCGCCCCAUCCCAACUACACCUGGGCCUUCGACGAUAUCAUCGUCUUCGCUUACUCCGGCCAGGCAGCUGGUGCGCAGGUCCAUGUGUGCAACCAGCAGCGCUUUGGCUACAUCAAUGUCCCUGUGAAAGCCCACCAGACGCUGGAGGAUGAACGUGCCAACUUUGUGCAUCUCACGCUGGAGGCCAUGGUGGAUGGACCCCCCAUGCAGCGCUCCAGGCACAUUUCUCUCCUUCCCAAGCCACUCACGAAAAUGGGCUUUGAUGAA
Molecule: messenger RNA, 645 nt
Organism: Tauraco erythrolophus (red-crested turaco)
Lineage: Eukaryota; Metazoa; Chordata; Aves; Musophagiformes; Musophagidae
Source: RefSeq, a predicted model, not a curated record